AUGGGCAGAAUCCACACCCGCGAUGCCUUGCUAAAGAAGCAUAUCGUCGAGCUAUGCGGCGCCGGAUGCCCUGAGUGCGAGGCACGGUUGGAGACGCCGGACCACCUCAUCUUCGCCUGCCCGUUCGCGUGCGCCUUCUGGGCUGUGCUCGGGGUGGACACGACUGGCUGCUCUACUCGAGAUCUCCACCUCUUCGACGCCUCUGCUACGGUCGGGCCUGCGUCCCUCUACGCCUUCUCUCUGCUCUGCUGUUGGCACCUAUGGAAAAGACGAAACAUGGUGGUGUUUCGACGGGAGUCCCCUUCCCUUGCCACGACACUAAAAGCCUGUCGGUUUCGCUCCAGUGAACAAGAUCACGUCGAUGCCUGGCUGCGAGUGCUUUGCUUGUAA
Messenger RNA from Aegilops tauschii subsp. strangulata, 390 nucleotides. RefSeq lists its product as uncharacterized. Lineage: Eukaryota; Viridiplantae; Streptophyta; Magnoliopsida; Poales; Poaceae. The record is from RefSeq and is a predicted model, not a curated record.